Messenger RNA from Hyaena hyaena (striped hyena), 3018 nucleotides. It is a transcript of the gene FAM180A, whose product is annotated as family with sequence similarity 180 member A. The transcript has 3 exons. The coding region runs from base 168 to 689 and encodes 173 amino acids. The record is from RefSeq and is a predicted model, not a curated record. NCBI's taxonomy places the organism in Eukaryota, Metazoa, Chordata, Mammalia, Carnivora, Hyaenidae.
GCCUCUGCCUCUACCCUUCUGGGGCAGGAGAGGACAUCUCUGCACUUCUGUAAAGGGAAGGGGGUAAGAGCUCUAGCCUCACACUAGGAGGACCAGCACGGGCAUACCUGCAGCUCCUGACGUCCCACUGGGUUUGAAGACAACUUGUCACCUUUUCGGAGGAAAAGAUGUGCUGGAGGACAUUGCUGCUUCUGCUGCUGUGCUAUGAUGCUCAGGCGACUGUGUCCCACAGGUGGAGCAGGGCCACGCUCUUUCCUGCCGCGCAUCGGCCAAAGAGGUCCUCAUCCCUGCCACUGAACCCCGUCCUGCAGAGCUCCCUGGAGGAAGUAGAACUGCUCUACGAGUUCCUGCUAGCUGAACUUGACAUCAGCCCUGACCUGCAGAUCUCCAUCAAGGACGAGGAGCUCUCCUCGCUUAGGAAAGCCUCUGACUUCCGCAUCAUCUGCAAUGACGUGAUCCCCAAGCACAUCCCGGACAUCCGCCGGCUGAGCGCCAGCCUCUCCAGCAACCCUGGUGUCCUCAAGAAAGAGGACUUUGAAAGAACAGCACUGACCCUGGCCUACACGGCCUACCGCACAGCCCUGUCCCAAGGGCAUCAGAAGGACAUCUGGGCCCAAUCCCUCCUUAGCCUCUUCCAGGCCCUGAGGCACGACUUGAUGCGGUCCUCAGGCCCCGGAGUGUCUCCCUGAGGGACCGGCCCACGCCAGGACCACGGAGCAGGGCCCAGCACACACAGUAAUCCAAACACUCUUCAUUCUCUACUCCAUUUACAGAGCCCAGCAACAAAGCGUGUGCCACCAGCUCAGAGUAGCAGAGAUCAAAUAAGUCACCCCACGCCCUUUGCCCCCUUGUAGUUUCCUGACAUGCACAUCUGAUCACACUCUGUGACCGGGGCUGGAAGAAAGGGCUAGAGCGGUCAUUCAAGAUGCCUCCAAAGGCCACAAGAUUUGCCUGGUGACAUGCAGAAGUCUGAGAUAUCACUCAGCCCUUCAUCACUGAGGGGCUGCCAAAAGCACCCUAGGGUGAAGACAGAGCAGAGGAGACAGAGGUUUGGGCAUGGCAGGAAGCUGGGGGACAGAGAUCAGGGCGUGAGGCCGAAGGAACCUCAUUCCAAAGGUUCUACACAGUAAGAUACUUAAACCAAAAACCUAGAGCUAAAGCCAAAUAAAUACAUUGGUAGCCAAAGGUCUACUUCUCAACUUUUCCAAACGUCACCAAGAAGAAUCAGUUAGAAAAUCAGUAACAUUAGGGCCUGUCGGUCUUGUCUCUUCUCUGAAAGCUUAUCUAAUACAGAGGAGAAGCAUGAAGGGGUCUCACAGAGAAGCCGCAAACAGACCUUGUCUUCCGAACAGAGAAAACCAGCAGAUGCAGAGAGGGUCACCCUAUGAAGAGGUGGCAUCAAUAUCCAUGCCUGUCUAUCUGGCUGCUAAAAUUAGCUAGCAUCAUCAGAGAAUCAAGUGCCCCCCCAAAAAAUGUUUCUUUUAGACAACGGGACUUACCCUUUCAAAUGCCAGAACUUUUGUUUUAGCAAUAUUGACUGGCUAUCUUUUUAAACUGUAUGUACAAGCCAUCUUGAGCUUUUAUUUAGUGUCUUUGAAACAUUCUGAUGAAGGAAUUGGAUUAUCUUACUUCUAAGAUUGCUCAACUUCUGAAAGUUCCAUGAUCACUGAACCAGCCGUGAAAUAUUACAGGGAGGACCCGGGGACCUAAGGGGUUUGCCAGACUAUUUGCACCAAUCCCAGAAGGCCCCCCAGGCUUUGCUAAUUCUGUCUGGUGUGCGUUCUGCUGCCUUCUGCACUGUGAGACUGUAAGAGUGCACUCUUCUUUCUUUCCAACAUAACUUGCCCUUUGCAAUGUGUCUGAUUUUGGCUGCUACCAACUAAAUAACAAAGCGGUGAGGCUUGUCAUAAUUCUGUGUUAAAUCGUAGUUAGUCAGUGAAGAUCCCGGCGAACAGAACGCACUGGGCUCUCAUAUGGAUUCCUCACCGGCUCUCUAGAUUGACAGCUGGGUUGUGGAGGCUAACAUUGCAAGAGGUCUAAUCUUUGAAUGAGUGAGAACUUAUCCAGCUAAAUCUGAAUCUGACACGGGUAUUUAACAAUUGUCAUUUGAUGAUGGCCUAAAGUUGGUCUGCACUUUUUAAGAACGUUGAGUAAGUGAUUGCUUUGCAGUUGCAUAAUUCUUUUGGGAGAAAUAGUGGGAUGUAGGAAGAAGGUAUUCAUCAUCAGAGAAAAACACAGCAUGGAAAAAAUCCUGAUGUUCUUGGGCUCAGAAGAUCAAUGACUGUCAGUCUGUCUGGUUCUCAUUUCCUGAUUAUACCGCUCUUUUACAUCCCUCAGAUGCAGUCUCUGCUGUAUGCUUUGGUUUAAGUUUUCUCUUUCUAAUAUUACACGUUCUCUUGGACAUGGUUUGUGUCUCUUCUGCUUUCUCUUUGGGCCCAAUUUUGAUUAUCUUUGUAUCCACUUCUUGAGGCACCUCCCAGUCUCUUUCAGUUGACUUACGCUCACUCUAGCUCUGUCUGCCUGUACACUGAUGCUCACUGUCCUCAGCCCCUUUUGGGGAUCACUGUCUGACCAAAACAAAGGUCAAAGUACAGGGCCGAGAUUUCCCAGAAGGCAGAUUAGCCUCACGGCUGCCUUCACUAUUUGUACUUUGCUGGAUGUGGGGUGGGGAGAAGGUUAGCAGAGGCCUCAAUCCUUUGACAUUGUGCAAUACAUACCCUGACAUCAGAGUCUUGCAUCCCAUCCCGGGGCUCCACCCCCAUCAGGAUGGAUCUAGGAGCCUUUUUUUUUUUUUUUUAAAUCACUGGAUAGAAAGACCACCUUGGUUGUCCCUCUCUGUCAUGUUAUGAUAUUCAUGGCUAUUGCUAGUAGUAGGAGAUUCAUGCAUGGGAGGAAGGUUCCCAGGACCAGCGAUAACCUGGAAGUCCAUUCACCCUGUAGCAAAAUUAAAGGCACUUUGGUACUUGUAAAUUGAGGUACGUAUUUAUGUGGCAAUCAAGGACUGAAAAAAAAAAAAAA